AUGAUAGGUUUUGAGUAUGAAAAACUCAAAAAAGUAUGCACCAACUGUUGUUGCUUCAAUCACGACUUGGCUCACUGUCCGUAUCUUGCUCCUCCGGCUUUUGAUGAUGAUUACCUCGAUGUUCCUCUGGCUCCUGGUCAGGAAGAAGAAGUGUUAUCCGUUCACAACAGCUGUAAUGGAGACAUUAAAUCAGAUCAGAGCUCCGCAAUCUCUUCCUAUUCCCCUAUCUCUCAGCCGCCGAGACCUGCUUCUCCAGCGCCGAAUCUUGAGGAGUUUUUAGCUGCUAACCCUCUCCAAUGUUUCCCGUCUUCAAGUUCAGCCUCCAUCAAAAUCUCAUCAGAUUCUCUGUUUUCUAAAACUGGAAAUCCAAAAGAAAAUUAUGAAAUUGGUGAGAGCUCGAAGAGGAAAAAAGGGAAACAGGUGCACAUGGAGACUGAUAGGAACACACGUCAAUGCAGAAAGGAUCCAGGACUGAGGAUGUGUCUUGCUUUAGUUUUUUUUAUGUUGACAAUGGUGUUUGGUUCACCUCUUGGUGCCUUGGCUAUGGUUAUUUUGAUGAAGUAUGCUUUAAGACCGGCUGCAAUGAAUUACAUUGUUUUGAUGGUCUUAAUGAGAGAGUGA
Messenger RNA from Camelina sativa (false flax), 621 nucleotides. The record is from RefSeq and is a predicted model, not a curated record. Lineage: Eukaryota; Viridiplantae; Streptophyta; Magnoliopsida; Brassicales; Brassicaceae.